Molecule: messenger RNA, 1578 nt
Organism: Phaethon lepturus (White-tailed tropicbird)
Lineage: Eukaryota; Metazoa; Chordata; Aves; Phaethontiformes; Phaethontidae
Gene: APBA3
Product: amyloid beta (A4) precursor protein-binding, family A, member 3
Exons: 12
Coding region: 1-1578 (525 amino acids)
Biological process (GO): chemical synaptic transmission
Cellular component (GO): plasma membrane; cytoplasm; dendritic spine
Molecular function (GO): amyloid-beta binding; protein binding
Source: RefSeq, a predicted model, not a curated record
AUGGAGCUGGAUGAGGCCUCUGAGGUCAGCGCCCGCCUAGGCAGGACCAAGGAUGCAGAUGAUGAACCCUCGGAGAUCCAAGGCCUGCUGGCCCAGCUCGAGACCCUCGACCCCAACCUCUGCGACGACACACCCACCUCAGACUCCCGGCCCUGCCACGGCCUGCUGUUUGCUGAGGCCGACCGGGAGGACUUGCUGAGCCUCUUGUGCUGUGAGGGUGGGCUGCCCGAGGCCAGCACCGAGAUGCCCUUGGCCCGCUCUGACAUCCUGGCUGAGACCAACCUGGAGAUGCUGCAGGCUUGGGAGGAACCGGACGCUGUGGAGAAGCAUGAAGGGCUGGGGAGGCCGGAGAGCUCAGAGGAAGGACCUUCCUGUGGCUGGCCCCCAGAGGCAGAACAGCCACCCCAAGGCAGCGUGACCAACAGGGAACCCCCAUCCUCCUGCCCGGCCUUCAAAGAGGUUCCAGGCCCUUGCGACCCAGAGGAUCUGCUGGAUGGUGUGAUUUUUGGGGCAAAGUACCUGGGCUCCACGCAGCUAGUCUCAGAGAGGAACCCCCCAACCAGCGUUCGCAUGGCACAAGCCCAGGAGGCGGUGGACAGGAUCAAGGCACCAGAGGGGGAGUCCCAGCCCAUGACAGAGGUGGAUCUGUUUGUCUCCACACAGAGGAUCAAGGUGCUCACAGCUGAUACACAGGAGGCCAUGAUGGAUCACUCCCUCCAGACCAUCUCCUACAUCGCUGACAUCGGCUCCCUCGUGGUGCUCAUGGCGCGCCGGAAACUGCCUCGGCGGUCGGAGGUGGCAGAGGAGAAGCGGCUCUACAAGAUGAUCUGCCACGUCUUCCACUCAGCCGACGCCCAGAUCAUCGCUCAGGCCAUCGGGCAGGCAUUCGGCGUGGCCUACCAGCGCUUCCUGGAGGCCAACAGCAUCAACCCGAGUGAGCUGAGCCCUCGCCAGUACAGCCGUGCCCUAGAGGACCAGGAGCAAUACAAUGCAGAGCUGUCCCACUUCUCCCGGCAGGAGAACUGCAAGGAUGUCUGCAUCCGGAAGCAGAAGGGGGAGAUCCUGGGCAUCGCCAUCGUGGAAUCGGGCUGGGGCUCCAUCCUGCCCACAGUGGUCAUUGCCAACCUGAUGCACGGGGGCCCCGCGGAGAGGUCGGGCGAGCUGAGCAUUGGCGAUCGCCUCAUGUCUGUCAACGGGACGAGCCUGGUGGGGCUGCCCCUCACCACCUGCCAGAGCAUCAUCCGGGAGCUGAAGCACCAGACAGAGGUGAUGCUGAAUAUCGUGCACUGUCCCCCUGUCACCACGGCUGUCAUCCGGCGCCCCGACUCCAAGUACCAGCUCGGCUUCUGUGUUGAGAACGGUGUGAUCUGCAGCCUAAUGCGCGGGGGCAUCGCAGAGAGAGGUGGCAUCCGCGUGGGGCACCGCAUCAUUGAGAUCAACGGGCAGAGUGUGGUGGCAACGCCCCAUGAGAAGAUCAUCCAGAUCCUCACACAGGCAGUCAGUGAGGUCCACAUCAAGACCAUGCCGGCCUCCACGUACCGCUUACUGACCGGGCAGGAGCAGCCUAUCUUCCUCUGA